Contarinia nasturtii (swede midge) is the source of this 1783-nucleotide messenger RNA. Its product is annotated as band 7 protein AGAP004871-like. The transcript has 5 exons. Gene Ontology annotation, cellular component: plasma membrane. Bases 695 to 1576 code for a protein of 293 amino acids. The record is from RefSeq and is a predicted model, not a curated record. Lineage: Eukaryota; Metazoa; Arthropoda; Insecta; Diptera; Cecidomyiidae.
UAUUUCCAGGAAUAGCAAAAAUGACAUGAAAAUAGAAUGGAAAAGGAAGAUACAAUGAAAUGAAAUGGUUAAUACAACAAUACAUAAAAAUACGAUCAACCAAACCGAAUCGUUUUCGAAGUAACAGAUACGCGACACGCACUGUCGCUGUGUUUAACGCGUAUUGUGAAUAAUUGUACAUGUGUGAGAUCCACGUCUCUUAUGAUAUAUAUAGUAAUUCAAUGUAUUCUAUAUAUAUAUACAACUGUUCCCGCUGUUUAUUAUUCUCAUGCUCAUUCGAAAAAAGAACGCCGUCUGACAUUCAGUCGAUUUGUUUGGUUUGAAGUGUUUGAGAGUGAAUCCAUUAAAAAUUCUAUAUUAAAGAUAUAAAAUUACCAUGUGUUGUUAUUUGAUCGUGAAAAGCGCAUAAAAUACACGUAUUGUUCACCCGCAUAAAGAGUUGAGAUUUUCAAAAAAAUUUGGCGUAUAAUUUUUUGGGUGUAUUUAUUAGACGAUGACAUCAUUUGUGUAUACAACUACUUUCUAGUAAACAAAACAUUUGUAUGUGUAUUAAAUUUCGGCAAAUCGGAGCUACACCAACAUUCAAAUAUUGUGCGUGAUCGUCAUUCUUCUUUGGUUUUUUGUCGCGAGUGGAAGUGUUUUUUUGAUCAAACGUUUGUUUUUCAACGGAACAGUUUUUAAUUUUUUAUAAAAAAUGUCACACAACAACGAUUUUGUGGUGCCAAUCAGGAGCGAUGAACGUCCAACCGAUAAUUUGAUCAGAGGCAAUGCCAGCCAAACUUCACAAGAGCCCAUUUCUACGUUUGUUGAAACGGCUGCCUUCAUCCUCUCGGCGAUUCUAAUAAUAAUAACGAUGCCGUUUUCAUUGUUUGUCUGCUUUAAAGUGGUGUCGGAAUAUGAACGUGCCGUUAUAUUUCGCAUGGGUCGUUUGAAGAAGGGUGGUGCUCGAGGUCCUGGCAUAUUUUUCGUUUUACCGUGUAUUGACACUUAUUGCCAAUGUGAUUUAAGAACCGUAUCAUUCAACGUACCACCACAAGAGGUUUUAACAAAGGACAGUGUUACAGUGCAGGUUGAUGCUGUUGUUUAUUAUCGUAUUCGGGAUCCACUCAAAGCUGUUGUUCAGAUCGAAAACUACAGAAGAUCAACAGAACUCUUGGCAGCAACGACUCUUCGUAACGUAUUGGGCAUGAAAAAUCUAUCGGAAUUACUAGCGCAACGAGAAUCCAUAUCACAUACCAUGCAAGAAUCACUGGACAUUGCGACUGAACCAUGGGGCAUCUUUGUUGAACGAGUUGAAAUUAAGGAUGUAAGUUUGCCGAGUCAAUUGCAACGUGCCAUGGCUGCAGAGGCCGAAGCAUCGCGUGAAGCACGCGCCAAAGUCAUUGCGGCCGAAGGUGAAAUGAAGGCUUCGAUUGCUCUACAAGAAGCAUCAGAGGUUAUUUGCAAAUCACCAGCUGCACUUCAAUUGCGUUAUCUUCAAACCUUGCACUCGAUUGCGGCCGAAAAAAAUUCAACCAUAAUAUUCCCUCUUCCGAUGGAGAUUAUGCGCGGUUUCGUUGGCGGAAAAAGCGAAUGAGCGAACUUCAUGAAAUUUCUUCUUAUAUGGUUUUUUAAGUAUUCACAUAAACUGCAUAGUUAUUAGACAUAAUUCAUUUUAACUUUGUGCGCAUCUAAACAAAUGUAGAUAGAGUUGGCACUUUCAGUUGAUCACCUCCAUGGAUAUUCAUGCGUGAGAACCAAUGAUUCAUAUAAUUCGCAUAAUAAAUACGUCACUUGAAUUCAA